AUGGAUCGCGUACCACGUGUCUAUAAUCAGACUUUCUGGAUCUUCUUGGUGGCCGCCCUGGGCCUGGCAAUACCGCUGGGCCUAGCAAGCCUAAGAAGCAAUGAUUCAGCUGGUGGCGUGUACAUUGACUUACUCUUCGAUUCGACAAUUUCAGGGAAACAAAAAAGCGAACAUGCUUUGAGGUGGGGCCUUCUCCAGCUGGAUAACCGCAGUGCAGCUUGCGAAACCCUGCCCUGGAACACGCCCGGUUAUGGGCCAACUGAUCGAGAAGGGUUGCAGUGUGACAAUGAAGAGCACUGCUCUUUUGUGUUUAGCAAUGCUUGCUUCUCAAGGAACCAGAGUGCGACGGGAUACGUCCAGGACAAGUGGCUGGUCGAAGUUGCCAGCGAUUGCCACAUUCCAAACCCUCCAACAAAAGGCUGCCAGCUAGAGAGCGGGUCUGCCGGAAACCGAAUCAAAAUUUUAUCCGCUGAGGAGGGGGUAGUGCCGGGAAAGGAGGGCUUUGACAAAAUGCCUACCAUUUUGCUGGAUCGAUCCCGCACCAAAAACCUGUUUGAGGACAGCGCCAUGGAUAUUUAUCCCCUCUUUCAAAACAUGCGACUUCGAGGUUGGGGGAAUUGUUCUGGCCGGCGAAUCGCAAUAAUCGACAAGUUCGACAUGCCCUCUCUGACAGAACGCGGCUUGCCGGAGUUGUACUAUGCUUUCAAGCAGUCGGAGACUGCUGAUUGGAGACAUUUCUCUGACCGCAAGUGUUUUCAGGAGCUUACCCUCAUGCGCACUUCUUACAAGUGGGGUUGCGGCAGUCACACGACGGCCACUUACAACCCUUCUGUGACGGAGUAUGGUGAUUUCAUUGCGGCGCAUUUUGGGCUCCCACAACAGCAUCCGCGUCUACCAGAGCGGCCGACCCUAGUUUAUCUCAAGCGGGAAGCGAACCGGAGGAUCAACAACUGGGCCCAGCUGGCAAGGGCCCUCCAUAUACCCUACACCAUUCAUAGCGCAACAAUGAGCUGGUCUGAGCAGAUCUCUGCGGUGCGGAAUGCGUCCAUUGUGUUUGGUACCCAUGGUGCAGGAUUCGCUCUCCUCCCUCAUGCACCCAUUGGCGCAGUAGUCAUCGAGGUGUACAACGAUAAGCAGCGGGAUAGGGGGCUCUACCACACCGUGGCCACUGUCAGCGGCCUAUCCUAUCUGAAAUACACGGUAGACGAUCAUAGUGCCAUCCACAAGGUGCCGGUGGAAGGCAUCCCCGCUGAUUCUCUUUUCAUGUACCACUUUGCGGACGUGGAUUUACCGGAGAAGACAUUUCAAGGACUUGACGGGGACCUCGCCCGGAGCAUCUUCUUCGACCGCUUCGUCGAGAAGAAGCCUCGCGCCGUCAAGGCGGCAGGAUCAGUCGAGGGCGCCUCGCUCAUCCAGCCGCUGCAGAAGGGCCACGCCGCGCGAUCGCACCUGCUCGGGGGAGGUGACGCAUCUGCGGCAGUGGAGGAGAGCCGGCUCACGGCGAACGACGCUUUCUUUUACAACGUUUACGCAGCCAAGGCGGCCAAGAAGCCCGGCCGGAAGCAGGGCAAGGGCGGGAACAGCUCGGACGAGGACUCCGAUGCGGGGGCGCCUUCCGCAACUAAGGCGAAGAAAGAAAGGAGCGGAGGGCGACGACAGGGAACGAGAGCGACGAGGAUAUUGAGAACGCGGAUAGUGAUAGUGACGAUGACGCUCUGCGAACGAUGCUAG
This is a messenger RNA of Klebsormidium nitens, 1731 nucleotides long. The record is from the annotation of a GenBank genome assembly. Lineage: Eukaryota; Viridiplantae; Streptophyta; Klebsormidiophyceae; Klebsormidiales; Klebsormidiaceae.